Molecule: messenger RNA, 1720 nt
Organism: Lethenteron reissneri (Far Eastern brook lamprey)
Lineage: Eukaryota; Metazoa; Chordata; Hyperoartia; Petromyzontiformes; Petromyzontidae
Product: nuclear RNA export factor 1-like
Biological process (GO): poly(A)+ mRNA export from nucleus
Cellular component (GO): cytoplasm; nucleus
Molecular function (GO): protein binding; RNA binding
Source: RefSeq, a predicted model, not a curated record
AAGCGAGGAGGUCGUGACCCGGAGGAGGAGGAGAGUGCUGCCAAGCGACGGCAGUCCAUGGAGAUGGACCACAAGCACAGUCUAUGCAUGCGGACGGUGGUUUUUGGAGUUCCUGACGAGCGGACAGCGACCAAGCCUGCGGCCCCACGACACGACAAGUCCCGGAGCCCCCUGAGAGUGCGAUGCUCCGUGGAUGAGGAGUCGAUUGGGUCCCGCAUGUGCACUGUCAGCAGUGGUGGUGGUGGGGAGCAAGGAAGAGGUGGACCACGCCGACAACGUUCCCCACGUUCCCCACUCUGCCGCUCCCAUCUGGUGGAUGAGAACCCCGAUGGACCGAGUUCCAAGUGGCCAUCAGUGUGGAGCAGGCUGGGUGCAAGUGUUGCGCCGCCGCACACCACCUCCGGUCCCGAGGGCCAUCGGUGGCAGCGGCCGAGCGUUGUCCCACCGGUGACGACGCGGGCCGAGUCGGCGGAGUCCCGUGCUCCGUUGCGCAACAUCAGCCAGGAACCAUCCACUUGGUACCAGAUCACGAUUCCUUUUGGAAGGAAGUACGGCAAGGAGGGGCUGCUGCAGUUCCUGCAGCAGGGCUGCUGCACGUCCUUCACUCCGUUGCAGUUCCACUUUGAGGGAGACAUGGCAACAUUCUAUGUGGCUAACUACAUGGCGGCCUUGAACCUCAAGGCGCUGUCACGGAAAAUUGUCUUUCCCGACAACUAUAGGGCCAUCGUCUUGAUGCGCCCAGUCCUGGGCCCACCGCCUCUGCUCGCUGCGGACCUAACGAAGGACGACCGGCGGCUGAUCGAGGUGAGGAGGCCAUGCCCUCCCAUCGCUCUGCCACCCACACCUCUGCCACCCAAGGCUCAGCCUCCCACAGCUCUGCCACCCACCCCACUGCCCCCCACCUCAGCCGACAUUCAAGGCCUCAUCGCGAACUUCCUCAAGGAGUACUACGGUCUUUAUGAUACCGCAGACCGCGAGGGUCUGCUCAAGAAGUAUCAUAAGGAUGCCCUCAUCACCAUCUACACCCCCUUAGAGAGCAGCCUGGGAGAGGAGGGUACAGACAAGCCGACCCCGGAAGAUUCACCACAGCUCAAGUGCGAGCGGCUGACGGCGGAGGACUUCAUCAAAGAGCUGACGCACAAGCAUCACGAUAUGUCCUCCUUCACCACCACCGUCAGCCGUGGCACGGAUACCCAGGUCAACUUCACCGUGCACGGCUUCUUCAAAGAGACCAAGAAUUGCCAAGAGUCUGUGAAGAUGUUUUGGCGGGAGGUGCAAUUGGUGCCAACCAUGGACGGCAGGCCGUCUGUUGCGAGUGAGCGGAUGUUCAUCCGCGAAGCUCUUGCAAGUGAGAUGCCCCCUGCAUUCGCCUCAACAUCAGCGACGUCCAGCAGCUGCCCGCUUACUGCGCUCACCUCGUCCCAGCAGGAGAUAGUUAAUUCGUUCGCAGAAAAAUCCCACAUGACACCGAAGUGGUCACAAAGAUGCCUGGAGCGGAACAAUUGGGAUUUCUCCAAAGCGGCCGACGACUUCAUCCACCUCUACGAAGCAGGGAAGAUUCCGGGGGAGGCGUUUCUGUGAUGAGGCGUCAUCCAGAACCAGCGCCCCACCAAAUGGACCCUGACCACAACAUUUAUUUUUGUAUCAAAACCGUGAUUUUCUGUAUUAUAAAUGUAAAUACAUAUUCAUUAUAUUAUACAUUUUGGCUGUAGUUGUGACA